Molecule: messenger RNA, 567 nt
Organism: Puccinia graminis f. sp. tritici CRL 75-36-700-3
Lineage: Eukaryota; Fungi; Basidiomycota; Pucciniomycetes; Pucciniales; Pucciniaceae
Exons: 2
Coding region: 1-567 (188 amino acids)
Source: RefSeq, a predicted model, not a curated record
AUGUCGGAGAUGUGGGAUGUGUUAACAGAUCCUCAAAGUCUUCGCCCCGGCAAGCUCCCGUUAGCUACAAGAGGGGAUGAGGUAGCGGUCCUGUCACAUUAUGCAAUGAUGUAUUGCUUAAACGAUAUUUGGGUUGAAUUCCUCGCUGUUUCAGCAAAGCACAACUUGCUCAGUGACGGUUGUUUGGAAGGUUAUCUGAACAACAAAAACGCAGCGCACGGAGUCUACAAUUAUAUCAUGGGUAAAUUUGUUCCAUGGCAAAGUAUUGCAUCAUUAUAUCUAAAUCUUGACUUGAAGCUCGGCCUUGAAGAGAGUCAAUUUGCUCGUGGCGCACGUAGUCUCUGGAAGCACGUUAGUCCCUCGAUUUGGCAGACGCUGACACGCUUAUAUCUGGUCGCCCAAUUUAGAUCUUUGGCAUAUGGUGCCACAUACCAAACUGAGGAGCUUCUCAGGUUGAUAAACCCGUUUGAAAUCGUUACAUUGGAUGAAGAUUACAAACGGGUUUAUCAACCUGAGAGUACAACCCAUCUCGUUGGGAGGAAUCCCUCCCGACGAGAUGGUUUGUGA